Echinops telfairi (small Madagascar hedgehog) is the source of this 1758-nucleotide messenger RNA. RefSeq names its product mitogen-activated protein kinase kinase 4 (gene MAP2K4). The transcript has 10 exons. Gene Ontology annotation, biological process: protein phosphorylation; MAPK cascade. Lineage: Eukaryota; Metazoa; Chordata; Mammalia; Afrosoricida; Tenrecidae. The record is from RefSeq and is a predicted model, not a curated record. The coding region runs from base 224 to 1069 and encodes 281 amino acids. Gene Ontology annotation, molecular function: ATP binding; JUN kinase kinase activity.
GGAUUCGGAGCCUACGCUAAUCCAGGAUGAUUUCCACUGGAGGGCCUAACCUUCAUUACAUCUGCAAAGACCUUUAUCCCAAAUCAGAGAGAGACUGAGAACACACAGCAUUGAAUCGUCAGGAAAGCUGAAGAUCUCCCCUGAACAGCACUGCGAUUUCACUGCAGAGGACUUGAAAGACCUGGGAGAAAUUGGACGAGGAGCGUAUGGUUCUGUCAACAAAAUGGUCCACAAACCAAGUGGGCAAAUAAUGGCAGUUAAAAGAAUUCGGUCAACAGUGGAUGAAAAAGAACAAAAACAACUUCUAAUGGAUUUGGAUGUAGUAAUGCGGAGUAGCGAUUGCCCAUAUAUUGUUCAGUUUUAUGGUGCACUCUUCAGAGAGGGUGACUGUUGGAUCUGUAUGGAACUCAUGUCUACCUCGUUUGAUAAGUUUUACAAAUAUGUAUAUAGUGUAUUAGAUGAUGUUAUUCCAGAAGAAAUUUUAGGAAAAAUCACUUUAGCAACUGUGAAAGCACUAAACCACUUAAAAGAAAACUUGAAAAUCAUCCACAGAGAUAUCAAACCUUCCAAUAUUCUUCUGGACAGAAGUGGAAACAUUAAACUCUGUGACUUUGGCAUCAGUGGACAGCUUGUGGACUCCAUCGCCAAGACAAGAGAUGCCGGGUGUAGGCCAUACAUGGCACCUGAAAGAAUAGACCCAAGUGCAUCACGACAAGGAUAUGAUGUCCGCUCUGAUGUCUGGAGUUUGGGGAUCACAUUGUAUGAGUUGGCCACCGGCCGAUUUCCUUAUCCAAAGUGGAAUAGUGUGUUUGACCAACUGACACAAGUCGUGAAAGGAGACCCGCCACAGCUGAGCAAUUCUGAGGAGAGGGAAUUCUCCCCGAGUUUCAUCAACUUUGUCAACCUGUGCCUUACAAAGGAUGAAUCCAAAAGGCCAAAGUAUAAGGAACUUCUGAAACAUACCUUUAUUUUGAUGUAUGAAGAACGUACCGUAGAGGUCGCAUGCUAUGUUUGUAAAAUCUUGGAUCAAAUGCCAGCCACUCCCAGCUCUCCCAUGUACGUCGAUUGAUACCGCUGCUACAUCAGACUCUAGAGAAAAGGGCUGCGAAGAAGCAAGACGUAAUGGACUUUCAUCCUGCAUCACAGUGUUUUUAUUGCUCGUCCAGACACCAUGUGCAAUAAGAGUGGUGUUCGUUUCCAUCAUGUCUGUAUACUCCUGUCACAUAGAACGUGCACCCCUGUAAUACCCGAUUGAUCACCCAGUGUCAGUGCUGGUCCGAGAGACCCCAUCCUGCUCUUUCGUGAUGAACAAGGUCAUGAGAUGUGGACGUCAGUACCAUCGAUUUGUUGACUGUGAUUAGAUCACAUCUGAAAAAUUCAUUUCUAGACUCGAAGCCUGGAGACGCAGCUACUGGAAUGGUGUUUUGUCAGACUUCCCAAUCCUGGAAGAACGUGGUGAUGGAUAUACUAUGCCUGAAACUGAGACUGCGGCGUGAGAGAAGAGCCUGCACAGCCAAUGAGACCCAUUGCCUUCUGGAGCUGGGAGACGAAGGAGGAAGUUACUUUCUUCACCAAGUGCAAUAGAUUUUCUGAUUUGAUACCCUGUUGCUUUACAGUCAGAUGCAGUCGAUGUUUGGUGAUCGAUGUGCUCAGCCAAAUUUCUUGUUUUGCGAGAUCAUGUUAAAGUUUAGAAUGAAUUUUAUCUACCAAAAACCACGUUGCGGUCAAAGCGGUGAACAUUAAACUGUUGAGACGGGA